AUGAGUUGCGUGCCAUGGAAAGGUGACAAGACCAAAUCAGAAUCACCAGAGCCACCCCAGCUACCACCACUGCAUAUUUACCAUGAGAAGCAGCGUAGGGAGCUGUGUGCCCUCCAUGCCCUCAACAAUGUCUUCCAGGACAGCAAUGCCUUCACUAGGGAAACCCUGCAGGAGAUUUUUCAGAGGCUGUCUCCCAACACCAUGGUGACGCCCCACAAGAAGAGCAUGCUGGGAAACGGAAACUAUGAUGUGAACGUGAUUAUGGCAGCGCUUCAGACCAAAGGCUAUGAGGCAGUUUGGUGGGACAAGCGCAGGGAUGUUAAUCUCAUUGCCCUGUCUAACGUGAUGGGCUUCAUCAUGAAUCUGCCCUCUAGCCUUUGCUGGGGCCCCUUGAAGCUCCCCCUCAAGCGACAGCACUGGAUCUGCGUCCGGGAGGUGGGAGGCACCUACUACAACCUCGACUCCAAACUCAAGGUGCCCGAGUGGAUUGGAGGUGAAAGUGAGCUCAGGAAAUUUUUGAAACACCAGCUGAGAGGAAAGAACUGUGAACUCCUGCUGGUGGUGCCAGAGGAGGUGGAAGCACAUCAGACCUGGAGAGCUGACGUGUGACCUGGACUGACUGUCUUCCCACUACAGCUCUUCCCCUUUACUGAACUCCCGAUGUCCUGAAACCUGGAUGAUGGGUGCCCUGACUCUUCUCAUCUGGAACUUCCUUUGUUAGGCUUUUCUCUUCCUUUCUUGGUGCAAUAGGGCAAUGGCAUAGGACAUGGAGGCGGGGGCGUAAAGAAUUGAGGGCAGAGUGGAGGAAACUGGAAGCCAAUCACUUUAAUUGCAAAGGCGGAUGAGCAGCGUGCCCUUCAGCUAUCCGGAGGGUGUUGCGCUCUUUAAAACUGGGCUUUGGGGCUGAGGUGUCUGGAAGCCUCUGGCCUCCCUUUCCCCACAUUGGCCAAGGCCACGUGUAGGUGGGACACUGCUCUCUCCGAGGCUUGCCGGGGAAGAGCAGGGCCCAAGCACGCUGCCGCCUUUUCACAAGUCUCGCCCUCCAAAACAAGUCGUCUUGAAGACAUUUGCAAUUCCUAAGGGUCUCUCAGGACACUCUCAAACACUAGGAAUGGUACGGUGCUCAGCACAACCCUCUG
This is a messenger RNA of Phaethon lepturus (White-tailed tropicbird), 1139 nucleotides long. It is a transcript of the gene JOSD1, whose product is annotated as Josephin domain containing 1. Gene Ontology annotation, biological process: protein deubiquitination. The transcript has 4 exons. The record is from RefSeq and is a predicted model, not a curated record. Lineage: Eukaryota; Metazoa; Chordata; Aves; Phaethontiformes; Phaethontidae. Gene Ontology annotation, molecular function: cysteine-type deubiquitinase activity. The coding region runs from base 1 to 609 and encodes 202 amino acids.